This is a messenger RNA of Thunnus maccoyii (southern bluefin tuna), 4744 nucleotides long. Its product is annotated as beta-1,3-galactosyltransferase 2. Lineage: Eukaryota; Metazoa; Chordata; Actinopteri; Scombriformes; Scombridae. Gene Ontology annotation, molecular function: N-acetyl-beta-D-glucosaminide beta-(1,3)-galactosyltransferase activity. The record is from RefSeq and is a predicted model, not a curated record. Gene Ontology annotation, cellular component: membrane. The transcript has 2 exons. The coding region runs from base 1658 to 2932 and encodes 424 amino acids.
UAAAACUUGUGUCACGCUCAAUUCCUGAUGCAGUUUUAGACUGCUGAUAUGUGUAAAGAUCGGCCAAACAGCCUGACCAGUGAGAUCAAUGGAAUGCAACACAAACUACUGUCAGUUUGCAAUGGAUCUCAUACUGUAUCCAUUUAUAUGUAGUUUGUGGAUACCAGUGAGCCUGCUCAAACAGCUACUUUUAAAAUAUUCUUUUAUUGGAAGACAAAAAUGCAUCUUUUUCGUCAGUCUAACCUGUUCGACUAUGGAGACACUUGUAUACUUUAGCAUACACACUAAGACUGUCGGUAUUUAAUUAUUCCCAUGGGCACAAAUGCAGAAAAACAAAAGUACCCCUCUUCUCCUCCCCUCCUCCCAGUCCUGCUGUGGUAGAAUCAAAUUACAAUGCCUGAAUAUGAAAAUUCAUGGCCUUGUAGACCACCACGGUUGAAUGAGCAUAGUAGAAUUGUUUUAAUUAUGUGUGCUCUAAUCAUCAUAAGCACAAGAGAUUGGCACAUUUAAGACUGCCACUACAUGAGCUGCGCAGUCCAUUAAUGCACAAGUAAGAUCAGAUUAGGCAAUUAACAACCCUUAAGAAUUUGUUGAAGAAGCAUCGACAUGAAGGCUUCUUCCCUUCUCCUCUUGAUUCACAGCACGCCAAAUUGAGAUAAUGCUUUAUUCCUCUUUCUGGAGAGUGGGCGUGAAUACAAAUAGGUCAGGAACCCAACCCCCUCCCCUUUAACAGAGCAGGCAGCAACAGCAGCAGAGACAGCGUGACGUGGUGGGAGAAUGUACCGCCACCAAGCCUGGAGCUGCCUUUUAGAACGAGCACACAACUCACAGCGCUACCUCCUGUUCAUCCUCCUCCUCCCCCGCAGUUUUCGCCCCUCUAGCCUUCACACAGGCAACAUAACAACAGCACAGAGUAGAGCGUGAGGGGCUGCUGAGUGAGGAGGGCGAGAAGAGGAAAAUGGAAACAAAAAAAGGAUAGAGAAGCACAUGGAGAGAAGGGAAGUUAACACGAGAGCGUGUGAAUUGAAGAAGAGGAAACAAGGAUCUGCACGGAAAUAAGAAAAGCUGAACUACCCGGGAAACGGAAGGCAUCAUCCGUCUAUCUACUUUGAUAUACACAAAACGACGAGCGAGGACGCUGAAUGGACCCACAGCUGCAGCUAAUUGUCAACUGUCAACCAGAGGCAGCGGCAGCAGCAGCAGCAGCAGCGCAGCACCGUUAGCAUCAAAGCCUCUGGGGACAAUGCGCCAAGGCAGAUGGAGACUGCAACACUGGAGCUCUGACAUGUUCUGCCCAUGCAAGCACACGAACACACACUCACUUUCCAUGCAGGUGGUAGAUAACCACUUGUGCCUGAAGACAAUUACAUUUCCAUGUGUCGGUUGGAUUGAAAGAAGAGCAUGAUAUUUCAACCGUUUUAGAGUGAAUGGAUGAGCACCACAUCCAGGAACGAUGGACGCCAGAAAGAGAAGAGUUCUUACAUUAAAAACAGGCAAUCACUGGAUGUGCAACACUAGAGCAGACUCGUACCUUACAGCCCCUUAGUCGCCCAACCACAUACACGUAACUGUGUCUCCAGGGAUCAAGACCUGGUCAGGAGCUGCUGACGAUUGGCCAAUCUGACAACCGUCAGAGUGACUUAGUGCUGCCAGAACCAUGCAGUGGAGACGACGCCACUGCUGUGCACAUACAGCUAAACUUCUCUAUCUCCUCUCACUACUGGGUGUGCUGAUCUUUCUGGUUCAUCAGGUGUGGCUGCCUAGGCUCAAUGGUAUGCCAUGGUGGAGAGGCCAUCCUGUGGUGUACGGAGGUGGUGGACUUCAGACCAUCAAAGCCAGAUGGAACAUGAGCUCCCAACAUUCAAUGUGGAGGUUUGUGAUUGUUCCUCAGCCGACUUUCAAGGCUGACACUAACAUCAGCUCCCAUGAGAAGGAAGCUGUCUCCCCUCCUCAGGGAGACCCAAGUUUUGAGAACUCUCUGGCAGCCAACACUAGCCAAAGUGAAGAGGGAGACCUUAGUAGCACAAUAACCCAUGGGCCUUUCCCUUAUAUCAUCAACGAGCCGGAUAAAUGUGCAGAGAGCAGACCUGCGCCGUUUCUGGUGUUGCUGAUAGCCACUGAGGCUCGGCAGGUGGAAGCGAGGAAUGCCAUACGGCAGACGUGGGGGAAUGAGAGUGUGGCUCCAGCUCUGGGAUUCAUCCGCCUGUUUCUGCUAGGGAAAAAUGAGGGGGAGCUGGGGCUUUUACAGCAAAGGAUGCUAGAAGCAGAAAGACGGAGGUAUCAUGAUAUCAUUCAGCAGGACUUUCUGGAUUCCUACAAAAACCUGACCAUAAAGACAUUGAUGGGAAUGAACUGGGUGGCAGUGCACUGCCCGCAAGCCAGCUAUGUCAUGAAGACAGACAGCGACAUGUUUGUCAACACAGAGUACCUCAUCCACAAGCUGCUCAGGCCAGAACUGAAGCCCAAGAAGAACUACUUCACGGGCAACAACAUGAGAGGAUUUGCUCCCAACCGAAAUAAAAACAGCAAGUGGUACAUGCCCCCUGAGCUGUACCCGAGUGACAAGUAUCCCACCUUCUGCUCCGGGACUGGUUACGUUUUCUCGGGAGACUUGGCGAGAAAAAUUUACAGAGCAUCUCUGAGUAUCCGACAUCUGCAUCUGGAAGACGUGUAUGUGGGAAUAUGCCUGGCCAAGCUCCAGAUUGAGCCCACGCCACCACCAAAUGAGUUCCUAUUCAACCACUGGCGGGUGUCUUACUCCAGCUGCAAGUACAGCCAUCUCAUAACAUCACACGGGUUUCAUCCCAAUGAACUACUUAAAUACUGGCAUCACCUGCAAAGCAACAAACGCGAUGCCUGCAUCAACACAUUAAAGGAGAGAGUGGGAAGGACACACAGCAACCGAAUGAAUGGAGAGAAAGUAGCUCAGUAACUGAAAAAGUUUUCAGUUGCAAAAAAACUACAGAUGAUUCAUUUCUGCACAUGCUUCUUAACUUUAUAUCAAGGGAGUGCCACAUUUUAUCUGUAUAGAAAUGUGAAUUCUGCAUAAACUGAUGAAGUGCUAUAGAAACUAGAAUAGAGUUUCUGUACACAGUUCUAUUUUACAAAAGAAAAGGCUCAUGAGUGUUUCACUAUGCUGCAACAGUUACUUUUUUGUAAUAGUGUAAUAUCUACUGUAUGUCUUUUAUAUAUACAGACAGUCAAACUAGAGGGGACAGGGUACAGUGCCAAUAAACAUUUCCACAUGUGUAUCAAAUUGUUAAUGAAGUCAAUUCAAAGGAUUUCAACGUAAUGUCAGCUACUAGGGAUGGUUGCAGAACGAGGGACUAGCUAAGUUUUUCUUUGUAAUAUAACUGGUCCAACUAUGAAACAAUAUAUAUAUAUUUUUUAGGAAAUUACAUUUUAAUAAGUAAAGUUAUCUCACAUUUGAGGAUUUUAUAUAGAACAAAAUGUCUCUAUUGUAUCAUCAUAACUCCAGUGCACAUGUACAGAUGGAGAUGCAAAGAGACUGCCUAUAAAGGGAUGUGUGACUCAUAUGAUUUUCACACCAUGGUGAUCAGUUGUGAUCACAGGGGCACCGGAUGCAUUUCAGAAGUGCAGGGGCCAAAAAGUUCCUGUUUGUGUGUGUUUUGUGGGCACAGACACAUUCCACAUGUGUGCACUACUAAACAUGGUUGCAGCGUGAUAACUUUCCAGAGUUGUGAAUAUGACCGCUGUGCAGUGUUUUUCUGAUCAGCCUUUAAACGAGAUAAUCUGUUACUCCAACCGGACUGCUGGAUCACAUUUCACUGUCUCACCGACACUUAAAACGACACGCCCACACCAACGCAGCCCCUUAUUGUUUUACACAGGACUGCUUUUUCACCAUAAGGGCUUCUUUAUUACAAACAGUUCCACAGACCUCUUUAUAUAAAGUCAAUGGUGUAGAUUAGUAGCAGAACACAGAACAUUAAUUAUCGUCAGAUCCUGACUGAUCCUUUUAAUGAAGUUUCCGCUGCUGUGCCACGUCACUCUGUCACAUUAAAAUACCAGUUUUGAGGAGCAGAAAUAUGCGGAGCUCGGCUCAAACUAUCCUGAGCUGAAGCAGUGGCGGCCCUGGACCCAAAGCUUUGGCACUGCGCUCACAGCUGUUGUGUUCACAAACGAAAUGCGCACUUUUUUACCAUAAGUGUUGCAAUAUAGGGGCAUUUGAGGGGACACAGUGAUUCACGACUUAAAAAGAAUAUGGGAGGAGGGUAAAGUGGCCCCCUUGGCCCCCCUACUUGCAGCGCCAGCGGUUAGCCAUUAAGCAAGUAGUAAGCAUAUCAGUAACGUGAUGUCACAGAACAUUAUGAGAAGAUGAGUGUUUUCAUGCCUCUAAAUGUGAUCUUAAAACUCUUGAGAUUGGAGCUGCCGCGUUUACCAUGGUAACACAUUCAUGUUACGCCCCUGAGUCAAGCUUAUCAGUUGUUUUGUUUUUCCUGGAAAUACGUCUGAAAAAGUGGGCUCGUCUUAUAUUUGGAGUCUAGACAAUUACGUGUUCACAACAUCAGUGGUGUAAAACCGACUCCUGCACGGAGUGUUGCAUUAUGGGUUGUUUGUAGCCUUAAUGUUGCUAGGCUACUGUCUUAAAGUCUGUUUAUAGUGAGUGUGUUAGAGUCAAUCAGCACAGAAAGUGUUUCGUUAGUCCAGUUUAACCUGCAGGAGUUUCUGAAAGCUCGUUUAACGUGUUUUUCUGGGAGGAAAUAAAUUUGCGACGAGUGAA